Messenger RNA from Protopterus annectens (West African lungfish), 1131 nucleotides. Its product is annotated as olfactory receptor 2D2-like. The transcript is spliced from 6 exons. The record is from RefSeq and is a predicted model, not a curated record. The coding region runs from base 1 to 1131 and encodes 376 amino acids. NCBI's taxonomy places the organism in Eukaryota, Metazoa, Chordata, Ceratodontiformes, Protopteridae. Gene Ontology annotation, molecular function: olfactory receptor activity; G protein-coupled receptor activity. Gene Ontology annotation, biological process: G protein-coupled receptor signaling pathway. Gene Ontology annotation, cellular component: membrane.
AUGAUGACUUGCAGAAAUGGAGACAUAAACACAGUACCCCUCCAAACAGCACAAAAUUUGCAGGAUCUUCCAUAUAGCCCUUCGCUUUGGUGUAGCCAGCACUCUUCUUCUGUCACAUAUUUCAUUAUUGCUGGAAUUCCUGGACUCCAUGACUGGAAAGCACGAAUUGUUCUGUUUGUGGUUUUCCUUGCCAUAUAUACCAUUACUAUACUAGAAAACUUCAUUUUCAUUUUUGUUAUAAAAUUUGACAAUGGUCUCCAUUCUCCAAUGUACAUGUUUAUCUGUAAUCUAGCCUUUUUAGAUCUGCUUAUUCCUUCUGUUACCAUUCCAGAAAUGUUGUACUAUUUAAUAACAGAAGAUGGUUCUAUUGCUUUUGGUCCAUGUAUUACACAGAUGGCCUUUUAUCUUACAUUCUUAAUAACUGAAAGUUUUACUUUGGUGGUUAUGGCUUAUGAUCGUUACCAGGCCAUAUGCAACCCCUUACUUUAUCCCACUGUCAUGACAACCAAGCAUGCCUUCUUGUUGUCUACUUUGUGUUGGACAAUAGGAAGUACAGACGCGAUGCUGCGUGUAUACUUUGUGCUAUCUACAUUCUUUUGUGGAGCAAAUAGGAUUGAAUAUUUCUUGUGUGAUUAUGCAUCGAUUAUGUUAUUGGCUUCAACAGAUGUUACAAUCAAGAUUCAAUAUAAUAUGUUCAUGUCUGUAAUGAUUAUCUCAGUCCAGCUAUUUCUUGUUCUGUUUUCCUAUGGAAAGAUUAUUAUGGCAGUAUUCAGAAUCAAUUCUGAUGAGGGUCAGAGAAAAGCUUUUUCUACCUGUGGAAGCCAUCUUCUUGUCAUAGGUGUCUUCUACAUAGCGCUGGCCUUUGUCUUAGUCUCUUAUUCUUUACCAGGAAUUUCUGAACAGAUACGUCAGGCAUUGGCUGGCACCAGAACUGCGGAACUGCCUUCUCCUGAUGUUAGAAGUUCAGUAGCCUCUGACUAUGAUAGUGAACAGGCACAGCCAGGAGUUGCAUGGCAUAGUGCAUUUGGAGGAGCUUGCCCAGACAUGGGUGCAGAUACUUUUACUGAUGUAGGAUUUGUUCCAGAGAGUUUGGAAUCAAAGGCAAACAUUGCAAGAAACUGUCAAAGCUGA